Molecule: messenger RNA, 1500 nt
Organism: Capsicum annuum
Lineage: Eukaryota; Viridiplantae; Streptophyta; Magnoliopsida; Solanales; Solanaceae
Product: transcription factor RAX3
Exons: 3
Coding region: 302-1294 (330 amino acids)
Source: RefSeq, a predicted model, not a curated record
AAGUCUAGUGUAUAUUUAAUGAUUCGACUUAGAGAAAGACAAGGAGAAAAAACCCUUAUUUUCUCUUCUGGCAUUCAUCAUUUAUCUGGCCAUUCUCCCUACUUUUCUGACUGCUCCUUAAAACAUGUUUAUCCUCUCUAUUUUAUUAUAUUAGUAUAAUCUCUAUUAUUAUUAUCCUCCUUUCCUCUUUCUCUCUCUCUCUACACACUCAAAAAUUAGAGUAAGCUUCACUCAACAAAGUGAUAUAAUUAGCUUAAUUAAAACAAACUUGUUAGUGAAAUUAAGGUGAAAAUCUCAAGCUAUGGGGAGAGCUCCUUGUUGUGACAAAAACAAUGUCAAGAGAGGACCAUGGUCACCUGAAGAAGAUGCUAAGUUGAAGUCCUAUAUUGAGCAAAAUGGGACUGGUGGAAACUGGAUUGCUUUGCCUCAAAAAAUUGGCCUUAAGAGAUGUGGAAAGAGUUGUAGGCUUAGGUGGUUAAAUUAUUUGCGGCCAAACAUCAAGCAUGGAGGAUUUUCAGAUGAAGAAGAUAGAAUUAUAUGCAGCCUCUACAUAAGUAUUGGAAGCAGGUGGUCAAUAAUUGCAGCACAACUUCCUGGAAGAACUGAUAACGAUAUAAAGAACUAUUGGAACACUAAGCUAAAGAAGAAGCUAUUUGGAAAACAACGUCAAAAGCAAGGUUCAAGAAAAGGAAAAGAAAUCAAAUCCAUGUCAUCAAUUUCCACUUCCAAUAACCUGAACCAAAACCCUUGUUGGCCUGAGCUUCAACCAUUACCAUACUCAAACAAUGAACCAAGAUUCAUUAACAAUGACCAUACAUCCAUCAGAAAGCUAUUAAUCAAGCUUGGAGGUAAAUUUUCAGAAAAUGACCAAUUGACAAACGUUGUGCCAAAUUCUCAUGAAUAUCCUAUCGAUAAUUCAUCAUCGAUGCAACUGAUGUAUCAGGAUCAUAUCAAUUUGAUCUCUUCAGCUCCAAUAGAUCACAAUGUCUUCAACAUCACCGCACCAAAUAUUGAUCUAUACAACAUGGAUGGGGCAGCUAGCAAUUUUACGGCUGAAUUUGAGCAUAUGAUAAACACUAGUCAACAAAAAAUAGAUGGUCUUGAAUUUUUAUAUGAGAAUCUGGUUAUCGAUAAAUUUACUUCUACUUCUGGAGGAAAUUUAGACUGGGAAUCAAUGAAUCCUUACGUGCUUCCUCUCCCUCCUAUUGUUGCUUCUAGUGAUGGAGGUUUUCAACAAGGUGUUAUAUUUCAACAAGGUGCACUUGAUGAGCUAAGAUACCCCAUGGUACAAUAAUAUUACUAUUGUACAUUUUAUUCGACACUAUAUUAUAUUGUAAAUUUUUGUUGUGAAGGGAGAGGGCUGGAUUAUUUAUGUAAGUUGGAGAACCCUAGUACACUUGUUUAUUACUAUAUCCUUGCAUACUCUCUCUAUGUUUGUUAUUGAGGACUAUUUUCAUUAGUACACAAUUGUUUUCCUUUAAGUUACAAUUUUUUUUACUA